AUGGGGAUUUGUUUGUCUUGCCUUCAUCCGCCAGCCGAUGAUGAUUUUGACGAAACUGCGCCUCUUCUGGGGGAGAACAUAUCGUCAUCAGUUGUGCAACAACAAUAUGAGGAGCAAAUUUUAGAGCAAAGAAAUAAAGAACUGAAUAGCAUACUGAACUCGACAAAUGACCAUCUCAUAGACUUAACAAACUUCUUACAUUUCCAGUCGCAAUUCAUUCUUAAGGAACCAGUUUCGCCAUCACUACAAAAUCAAGCAUCUUUGAAAACAGUAGAUGUGCCGACGGCAACCUCAUUAGCUUCAUUAGAUCAAAACUCUACUCCCCAAUUGCAGGCAGUUGGGGGAUAUGAUUCUGUUGGCGCACGCGGCUUGACGCAAAUUGAGGUCCUGGACUGCAGUGAAGUUUGCCAGGAAAUGGAAAAAGAGCUCGCUAUUUUGGAAGACAAAAUGGAUGUUCCUUUUGACAGAUGCAUUCGAUUCGACACCGGCAAUAUUGGUGCCCUGAAGGUAAAGUUCGGCUAAGUUGUGAAAUAUGUGUCAUAUUUAAUCUACAUAGACGCUUAUUGAGAAACAUUUAUCCAGAUCUUGAUUCUUUGAACGUCGUAGUUCUUGUCUUCCGCAUUAAUAGCUGCAUUGAUAGGACUCAAAGCAGCAGCUCGGCGACGGAAUUUUGACUCCUCUUCCACUAAGGUCUCUCCCUUAGUAACAUCUUUGAGUUCUGGUACUUUGAGAAUGAAUUCGACCAGAUUAAUUCCGUAGCCAGCUUUGAUCUCAUAUCUUGCAGCCAAAAAGUCAUUCUCACCUUUACCAUCGUAAGAUAUUGCAAUUGGAAAUGGCUUUACCGUUUCAUUAUUCACUCUCAGUUCAGAGUGAUAGCGCUCGUUUAUGAUGGAGUUCGAAAGCGAUACGAAGACAACCAAAGGCUGUCCCACAAUGUCAGAGGGCAGCGUUAUGGCAUUCAUCGUAUCAGGGUUCAAGAAGGUGAGUUCAUAGAGUCUGUUAGAAUUUGUUUGUGAGUAACUUUUAGUGCUUGACGAGAGAGUGAUCUGCUUGACAUGAGAAUUCGUUUGUCCCUUUUUUUCGUGACCUUGUAUGAAAGCAGGUUCUUCUGAAAGACUUCCCUCCUCUACCGGAUAUUCAUCAUUGUAGUCAUGACUGUCGGUACCCUUAGCAUGUCUGAUGCUUUCGUCAUCUUCAGAAUUUUGUUCAUCAUCUUCAGGGUCUUGUCCACUUUCCUCAUUCUCUUCAUCCUCCUCUUCCACAUCGUGGAUUGUUCUCUUUUUCGAUUUUGGUAAUUUCUUUUUCUUAUAGUCCUCUUUCUUGACAGUCGUUUUCGCUUUUUUAGAGUUAGGUCUGUCAUAAUCGUCAAAAGAAGCAUCCUCUAGCUCUGGAGAUGAUGAAAUUGAUGACUCCAGCUUUUCCAUUUUUUCCUUGGCAAACUUUUGAAGAAUCACCGCAUCUUGGUAAAGAAGGCUAUCCUCAUGAUUGUAAGUUUGGGCGUUAGCGAAGAUAAGGUUAAUGUCGUGCUUGAACCUGACAACUCCUUCUUUAUCAUCGGCAUAUUCGCCAUCGUCAAGCUUUUGUUUGACCAAGUUGAACGACAUGCCCUCUUUGAUGAUCUUGUAGUAGUCUGGAUACAUAUCACCAUCAACAAGAUCCAUGAACGGUGUCGAUAACUUGCCUCUAGAAGGGACCUUAUAGUUUAUGAUUGAUUUCAGAAUGUUUUUAAGGUCAACAGUAUAAUCACUACCACCAUCAUUAGCUCCCCCUUCUGCUCUCUUUUCUGCUUUGGCUUUUUUCUUCGUGUGUGACGUUUCAGAGCCCUUCAAAUUCGAAAUGAUAUCUGAUAUUUUAGAUUUAACAAAUUCAUAUAUCUUGUUCGCAUUCUUAGCAAUAUAGCUUUGAGGGUCAUUAUAAGUAUUGGCAUUGUUUGCCAUUAAUUGAAAGUCAUUCAGGAAUUCUUGAACUGAAUAGCGGUCCGACUUUUUAACCUUGGCUUUUAUCUCAUUUAAGGAUAUUGGGGACUCAAUUAACUGAUAAUAAUCGGGAUACAAUUUUUUGGGAGGCAGCUUUAUAAAAUCUCCAAUAAUAGCUACUCCAUAGUCUUCAUCAAUAAGGUCAUUGAUCGAGUCUAUGAUGCUCAUAUAGGUAUCUUUGCUCAAGGUUUCGGAUGUGCCAACUUCAUCAAUGACUGCUGGUUUUUUGCUGUUCAAUGUGAGUACAAUUCCAGGUCUCCUCUUUGCAACCAUCACCAAAUUACCUUUGAUCUCACGAAAUUUUAGCGUUCACUCAGAGUAUGGCUUUACUGAAUUAAUUCAAGCUGAAUCGGAACGCGUCUAUAUUUGUUUGCCUGGAUGCCCUUCGACGAAC
Ogataea polymorpha is the source of this 2370-nucleotide messenger RNA. RefSeq lists its product as uncharacterized. The transcript has a single exon. Gene Ontology annotation, cellular component: membrane raft; late endosome membrane; Ragulator complex. The record is from RefSeq and is a predicted model, not a curated record. The coding region runs from base 1 to 522 and encodes 173 amino acids. Gene Ontology annotation, biological process: positive regulation of TOR signaling; endosomal transport; cellular response to amino acid stimulus. Lineage: Eukaryota; Fungi; Ascomycota; Pichiomycetes; Pichiales; Pichiaceae.